Manis javanica (Malayan pangolin) is the source of this 3773-nucleotide messenger RNA. It is a transcript of the gene HSPH1, whose product is annotated as heat shock protein family H (Hsp110) member 1. Gene Ontology annotation, molecular function: ATP binding; ATP-dependent protein folding chaperone. The record is from RefSeq and is a predicted model, not a curated record. Gene Ontology annotation, cellular component: nucleus; cytosol. Lineage: Eukaryota; Metazoa; Chordata; Mammalia; Pholidota; Manidae. Gene Ontology annotation, biological process: protein folding.
UAUCGCCGGAGCGGCUUCCUUGUCACCGUGGCAACGGUGGCCGCCCCCAGAGGGAGCAGCCACCCAUUGGGUAGAAUCUUUCGAGAAGGCUCGAGAAUAAGGAAGCGGAAGUGGCACGUGGAGGGGCCGGUGGAGGCGCCGGUGAGUAAAUGCCGCAGAUUCUGGAAAGUUCUCAUCAGUGAGAUACAUAAGGCAGAGGAAUUGGGACCUCCCCUUUUGGGUCGGUAGCUGAGCGCCGCGCGGGUGUCCGAGGCAGUCGGCGGAGCUGCGGAGCGACCCGCGAAUACCGGAGCGCCACCUUCACCCGUGGUCACCCGUGGUUACUCCUUUGCGAGCAGCCACCGGCCCCGGGAGGCCGGAGCUUCCAGACGGGCCGACUGUCCGUGUGUCUGCGCGAGUGACAGAGGAGCGGUCGGGCCACGCGGGAGCGGCGUGCGACAGGGGCAGGAAGCGGCGGCCGGAGGACACACACCCAACCCGAGGCGGAGGCAGACCGCGAGCCGGCCAUGUCGGUGGUGGGGCUGGACGUGGGUUCGCAGAGCUGCUACAUCGCGGUGGCCCGGGCCGGGGGCAUCGAGACCAUCGCCAACGAGUUCAGCGACCGGUGCACCCCAUCAGUCAUAUCAUUUGGAUCAAAAAACAGAACAAUUGGAGUAGCAGCCAAAAAUCAGCAAAUCACUCAUGCAAACAAUACUGUGUCUAACUUCAAGAGGUUUCAUGGCCGAGCAUUCAAUGACCCCUUCAUUCAAAAGGAGAAGGAAAACUUAAGUUACGAUUUAGUUCCAAUGAAAAAUGGUGGCGUUGGAAUAAAGGUAAUGUACAUGGAUGAAGACCAUCUAUUUAGUGUGGAGCAGAUAACGGCCAUGCUGUUGACUAAGUUAAAGGAAACUGCUGAAAACAGCCUCAAGAAACCAGUGACAGAUUGUGUUAUUUCAGUCCCCUCUUUCUUCACCGAUGCUGAGAGGCGGUCUGUAUUAGAUGCUGCACAGAUUGUUGGCCUCAACUGCUUAAGGCUUAUGAAUGACAUGACAGCUGUUGCUUUGAAUUAUGGGAUUUAUAAGCAGGAUCUACCAUGUUGGGAUGAGAAACCUCGGAUAGUUGUUUUUGUUGAUAUGGGACACUCAGCCUUUCAAGUGUGUGCCUGCGCCUUUAACAAGGGAAAAUUGAAGGUACUUGGAACAGCCUUUGAUCCUUUCUUAGGAGGAAAAAACUUUGAUGAAAAGUUAGUGGAACAUUUUUGUGAGGAAUUUAAAACUAAGUACAAGUUGGAUGCAAAAUCCAAAAUUCGAGCACUCCUUCGUCUGUAUCAGGAGUGUGAAAAACUGAAAAAGCUAAUGAGCUCUAACAGCACGGACCUACCACUGAAUAUCGAGUGCUUUAUGAAUGACAAAGAUGUUUCAGGAAAGAUGAACAGAGCACAAUUUGAAGAACUCUGUGCUGAACUCCUGCAAAAGAUCGAAGCUCCGCUUCAUUCACUGAUGGAACAAACUAGGCUCAAAGUCGAAGAUGUGAGUGCUGUUGAGAUAGUUGGAGGCACAACACGAGUUCCAGCUGUGAAAGAAAAAAUUGCCAAAUUCUUUGGAAAAGAUGUCAGCACCACGCUCAAUGCAGAUGAGGCCGUAGCCAGAGGCUGUGCUCUCCAGUGUGCAAUCCUUUCCCCAGCCUUUAAAGUUAGAGAAUUUUCCAUCACAGAUGCAGUUCCUUUUCCAAUAUCUCUGGUUUGGAACCACGAUUCAGAAGAUACUGAAGGUGUUCAUGAAGUGUUCACUCGGAACCACGCUGCUCCUUUCUCCAAAGUUCUCACCUUCUUGAGAAGGGGGCCUUUCGAGCUAGAAGCUUUCUAUUCUGAUCCUCACGGAGUUCCAUAUCCAGAAGCAAAAAUCGGUCGCUUUGUAGUUCAGAAUGUUUCUGCGCAGAAAGAUGGAGAGAAAUCUCGAGUGAAAGUCAAAGUCCGCGUCAACACCCACGGCAUUUUCACCGUGUCCACAGCGUCCAUGGUGGAGAAAGUCCCCGCCGAGGAGAGCGAGGGGCCGUCCGUGGAGGCGGACGUGGAGGGCCAGCCCCGGAGGCUGCCCGAGAGCGGGGACGCUGAUAAAAAUAUCCAGCAAGACAACAGUGAAGCUGGAACACAGCCCCAGGUACAAACCGAUGGCCAACAACCCUCACAGUCUCCCCCUUCACCUGAACUUACCUCAGAAGAAAACAAAAUCCCAGAUGCUGACAAAGCAAAUGAAAAGAAAGUUGAUCAGCCUCCAGAAGCUAAAAAACCCAAAAUAAAGGUUGUGAAUGUCGAGCUGCCGAUUGAAGCCAACUUGGUCUGGCAGCUGGGGAAAGACCUUCUCAACAUGUACAUUGAGACGGAGGGUAAGAUGAUAAUGCAGGAUAAACUGGAAAAAGAAAGAAACGAUGCUAAAAAUGCAGUGGAGGAAUAUGUCUAUGAGUUCAGGGAUAAGCUGUGUGGCCCAUAUGAAAAAUUUAUAUGUGAUCAGGAUCAUCAACAUUUUUUGAAGCUGCUCACAGAGACUGAAAACUGGCUCUAUGAAGAAGGAGAAGACCAAGCCAAGCAAGCAUAUGUUGACAAGCUGGAAGAAUUGAUGAAAAUUGGCACUCCCGUUAAAGUUCGGUUCCAGGAAGCUGAGGAUCGGCCAAAAAUGUUUGAAGAACUGGGACAGAGACUGCAGCACUACGCCAAGACAGCAGCCGACUUCAGGAGUGACGAUGAGCAAUAUAACCAUAUUGAUGAGUCUGAAAUGAAGAAGGUUGAGAAGUCUGUUAAUGAAGUGAUGGAGUGGAUGAAUAAUGUCAUGAAUGCUCAGGCUAAAAAGAGUCUCGAUCAGGACCCGGCUGUUCGGGCUCAGGACAUUAAAGCGAAAAUAAAGGAGUUGAAUAACACUUGUGAACCCGUCGUAACACAACCCAAACCAAAAAUUGAAUCACCCAAACUGGAAAGAACUCCAAAUGGCCCAAAUAUUGAUAAAAAGGAAGAAGAUUUAGAAGGCAAAAAUAACUUUGACACUGAACCACCACAUCAGAACGGUGAAUGUUACCCUAAUGAGAAGAAUUCCAUUAAUAUGGACUUAGAUUAGAUAACAUUAAAUUGGCUUAGUCCUUCAAUCAAUGAAAUAUUUUUGCCAUAGUAUGUGAUUCUACAUUAACAUACUGAGACUAUUUAUAUUUUCUUUUUUAAGGAUGUUUAGAAAUUUUGUGUAUUAUAUGGAAAAAGAGAAAAAGCUUAAGUCUGUAGUUGUUACGAUCCUGAAAGGGAAAAUUGCCUUGGUAACUUUCAGAUUCCUGUGGAAUUGUGAAUUCAUACUAAGCUUCUGUGCAGUUAUUACCAUUUGCAUCACUGAGGAUGAAAUUGACUUUUGUCUUUUCGAGAAAAUAAACUGUACUGCUUGUUCAAGAGGGCUGUGAUUAAAAUCUUUAAGCAUUUGUUCCUGCCAAGGUAGUUUUCUUGCAUUUUGCUCUCUCUUUCAGCAUGUGUAUGGGUGUGGAUGUUGAUCAACAAGACUAAGUUUGGUUUCACAAGGGCUUUUUAAGAUGAAUUCUGUCCAAUAGAAUAUGAUUUCUUGCUUUGGUAUUAUUAAAAAUCCAACAAGUAAAGUAAAAACUAGUGAAAUGUGUUAGCAGCAUGCAAAACAAAAACUUUAAAUCUCUCGUACAUUGUCAUGUGAAGGUGUAAAAUGGAAAAAUGUUGAUUCUGUUUGUAACUGAUGUUGUGAAGCCUUUUAUGAGCUUUAAAAUAAAGUUCAUCGUACAGUGUCAUUUCUAAA